AUGCAAGACAAGUCAAAGAAAAAGGGUGAUGCUGCUUUCCAAGAAAAAGAUUUUAAAACUGCAAUCGAGUGCUACACGCAGUUCAUUGAUGUUGGAACGGUAUCCCCAACAGUAUUUGCUCGUCGUAGUUUGUCUUAUCUUAUGAGCAACAUGGCUAAAGAAGCUUUUAAUGACGCAAUGCUAGCCAGAGACAUUUCUUCAGCCUGGCACAUUCCAUCUUAUCUACAGGCUGCUGCACUUUUUGCUCUUAGAAUGGAAAAUGAAGCGAGAGUAGCACUUCCUCAGCUCUUGAGGCCAAAAAGGACAACCAAUGCACAGUUCCCUUUCCUCUUUGAUUUGCUUCUGUUUGGCUGUGUGUUGAGUUUUGUUUGA
This is a messenger RNA of Cornus florida, 372 nucleotides long. RefSeq names its product serine/threonine-protein kinase BSK3-like. Gene Ontology annotation, biological process: brassinosteroid mediated signaling pathway. Gene Ontology annotation, molecular function: protein binding; protein kinase activity. The transcript is spliced from 2 exons. Bases 1 to 372 code for a protein of 123 amino acids. Lineage: Eukaryota; Viridiplantae; Streptophyta; Magnoliopsida; Cornales; Cornaceae. The record is from RefSeq and is a predicted model, not a curated record.